Propithecus coquereli (Coquerel's sifaka) is the source of this 3837-nucleotide messenger RNA. RefSeq names its product Rho guanine nucleotide exchange factor (GEF) 4 (gene ARHGEF4). The transcript has 13 exons. Lineage: Eukaryota; Metazoa; Chordata; Mammalia; Primates; Indriidae. Gene Ontology annotation, molecular function: guanyl-nucleotide exchange factor activity; protein binding. Bases 1 to 3837 code for a protein of 1278 amino acids. The record is from RefSeq and is a predicted model, not a curated record. Gene Ontology annotation, biological process: intracellular signal transduction.
AUGGGUUGCUCGGAAGUGAGCGAGAGUCCGGAUGGUCCAGGGAGCACCCUGAAAUCAAGUGCAGUAGACACGUCAAAGGAAGCUGAAGAGGCCGUGGUUCUAGACCCCAUCAGCAGGAAAACUGCUUUGCAGGGUCUUUCGGAAUCCAAAGCUUGCUUGGCCUCUAGGGGCAGGUGUACAGCCAUCAUUAUAGCUGUGGAGCAGAAAGGUCUUCAGGCCACCAAGAAGAAAUUGGGUCCUCUUCCAGAAAUACAGUCCCGUAACUUUACCGGGGAAAGGCCAGGAUCUCCCCUCAGUACUGGCGCGACCCCCCAUAAGUCUCCCAGAGCCAGGAAAACACCCACUUGUGGCAAUGAGCGCGCGCUGCCAGCAGCCUCCACGCUGGGAGCUGGUGAUGGGGCGCUUCCGCCGGUGGCGCAGGCCGCAGAGCGAGGGAGCCUUCUGCUUCCCCGAGCUGCUUUGGAAGAGGCGCCCAGCCCAGAGGAACCCCCGGAAGAGAAAGUGCCCGGAGAGAGCCUGAGCCCCAGGCCUGAGGGUGUGCAUGGGGCCCAGGGCCUCCACCCCGCGGGCAGCCGGGGGGAGCGCGGCAGGGGCGCAUGGGCCGGCCAGGCCCCCAGGGGCGGUGCUGCUGGGGCCGCGGAGAAGGGCCCGGGCUCCUCUGCCCGGCCCAGCAGGCUUCCCACAGUGACCUCCUUCAGGAAAGGCAGGCCCUCGGCUCUGAAGCGCUCUGAGGAGCCCCGCGUAGCAAGUCCGACUGGUGCCAGGCCGCCUCCGCGCCUCGUGGACAGGACGGCUCCUCCCAAGGUCGUCCCCCCGCGCGCAGGCGCAGGGGCCGCGGGGCCGAUGGAAAGCGGGGGUGUGGGGACGCCCGGGGAUCUCGGGAGCAGAAGACCUUCCUCGGAAAGCUGCAGCGCAAAGAGACUCAAAACAACAGAGAACAGGCUCAGGGCAAGGUUGGCCUUGGCUCAUAAGACCUUUUCAAACUUUUUUGAGUCAAAAGUGUUAGAGAAGGAGAACAGCGAUGAACGUUCCCCAGGUUCUCCCGAGGGCGAGAAGAGGAGCAGGCUGCGCCAGAGCUCCUGGCGCGCGUUUCUGAAAGGCAGAGACGCAGAAGGCCCCAAAAGGCCUCCCCUAGUGAGUCUGCUUCCAGGACCAGAAAUUCCUUCCCCACCGGUGACCGACAGCCACUGUGAGGAGUGGGCAGAGGACAAGGACGGCUAUGUUUUUGGCGACCACCGGGCACCCCCACGUCCCCCCACACGUUUGUCCUCCGGCAGUUUGGUCUCUCCAGAACACAGGAGAAGAAGUGAACCGUCCAUCAAAUGCACAGCCCCCCAGGAAGGCGGUAGGUACCUACCUUCAGGUAUCUUUCCUGAAAAGCCCCGGCUGACGUCCCCCGCCAGCCCUGGGGCCCAGCAGGCUGGGAUCCGCCGCACCCUGCCCUCCAGCUCUGCCUGCUGGCUGGCAUUCGAAAGCCCAGGCGUGCCCUGCAGGCCCCUGAGCCCCAAACCCCUGAGCCCCAGGCCUGGUGCUCUGGCCGCGGGUCUCCACUACCCUGGCAGGGGCAGUGCCAUCUCCAUGGUUUCUCUUGGAAGCUACAGUGAUGUGGACAGCAGUUCAGGGGCCCCUGAAAGCCCCAAGAUUCCCAAGACCCGGACAAGCCUCCUACUUUCUCUGCAGACAAUAAACCAGGCUGGCCAGAAGGAAGAGCGCGGGAAACGAGGCCAGCGUCCCCGUGGCCUGAGCACAGCACCCUCGCUCAGGGACCUUCCUGGGAGUGAGAACCACAAGCCGUGGGAGGAGCUGCUGGGUGAGAAGCCCAGCUGCUCCUGUGGUCAGAAAGCUGUCCACGCUGAGCCGGCUCAGGGACCAGGCCCCACCACUGAGAGGAUAACGUGGAUCCUCCCCAGGGAAGCUCCUGUACCACCUAGGAGCAUCGCCCACUGCCCGCCCAUCAGCUUGGAUGAUCUGUGGCUGGAGAAGAUGCAGAGAAAGAAGUUGGAGAAGCAGGCCCAGGCUGAGCCGAGGAUGCAGGCAGGGGCAGCCCACAGAGAUGGAGUCCAAUGUUGGAGGAAGACGAUCAUUACCUCUGCAGAGUCUUUGGAUCUCUCUAGAAGCAGCUGCCCACUCUCCCAGAGUGCGCCGACAGGACUGAACCACGUGGGCUGGCCUGAGCACAUUCCCGACACUGCCAUGCCUGAUGGAGCUCUGGACGCGGCCAUGCGUGCUGACGAGGCAGGGAGCGAGGAGGACCUGUAUGAGGACCUGCACGGCUCCGGCCACCACUACAGCCACCCUGGAGGGGGCGGCGAGCAGCUGGCCAUCAACGAGCUUAUCAGCGAUGGCAGUGCGGUCUGUGCUGAAGCGCUCUGGGACCAUGUCACCAUGGAUGACCAGGAACUGGGCUUCAAAGCUGGGGACGUCAUCGAAGUGAUGGAUGCCACCAACAGAGAGUGGUGGUGGGGACGAGUCGCCGACGGCGAGGGGUGGUUUCCGGCCAGCUUCGUGAGGCUGCGGGUGAACCAGGACGAGCCGGGGGACGACGAAGCCCCGCGGCCCGGGGACGGCGAGGCCAGGGACAGCGGGACAGAGGCGCAGAGCAGCAAGGACCAGAUGCGCACCAACGUCAUCAAUGAGAUCCUCAGCACCGAGCGGGACUAUAUCAAGCACCUGCGGGACAUCUGCGAGGGCUACCUCCGGCAGUGCCGCAAGCGCGCGGACAUGUUCAGCGAGGAGCAGCUGCGCACCAUCUUCGGGAACAUCGAGGACAUCUACCGGUGCCAGAAGGCGUUCGUGAAGGCCCUGGAGCAGAAGUUCAACCGCGAGCGCCCGCACCUGAGCGAGCUGGGCGCCUGCUUCCUGGAGCACCAAGCAGACUUCCAGAUCUACUCCGAGUACUGCAACAACCACCCCAACGCCUGCGUGGAGCUCUCCCGGCUGGCCAAGCUCAGCAAGUAUGUGUACUUCUUUGAGGCCUGCCGGCUGCUGCAGAAGAUGAUCGACAUCUCCUUGGAUGGCUUCCUGCUGACCCCGGUGCAGAAGAUCUGCAAGUACCCUCUGCAGCUGGCCGAGCUGCUCAAGUACACACACCCCCAGCACAGGGACUUCAAGGAUGUCGAAGCUGCUUUGCAUGCCAUGAAGAACGUGGCCCAGCUCAUCAAUGAACGGAAACGGAGACUUGAAAACAUUGACAAGAUUGCUCAGUGGCAGAGCUCCAUUGAGGACUGGGAGGGGGAAGAUCUCUUGGUCAGGAGCUCGGAACUCAUCUACUCGGGGGAGCUGACUCGAGUUACACAGCCUCAAGCUAAGAGCCAGCAGAGAAUGUUCUUUCUCUUUGACCACCAGCUUAUCUACUGUAAGAAGGACCUGCUCCGCCGGGACGUGCUGUACUACAAGGGCCGGCUAGACAUGGACGGCCUGGAGGUAGUAGACCUGGAGGAUGGGAAGGACAGAGACCUCCACGUGACCGUGAAGAACGCCUUCAGGCUGCACUGUGGCACCACAGGGGACAGCCACCUGCUGUGCACCAGGAAGCCGGAGCAGAAGCAGCGCUGGCUCAAGGCCUUUGCCAGGGAGAGGGAGCAGGUGCGGCUGGACCAGGAGACAGGCUUCUCCAUCACCGAGCUGCAGAGGAAGCAGGCCAUGCUGAACGCCAGCAAGCAGCAGGCCACCGGGAAGCCCAAGGCUGUUGGCCGGCCCUGCUAUCUGACGCGCCAGAAGCACCCGGCACUGCCCAGCAGCCGGCCCCAGCCACAGGUCUUGGUGCUGGCAGAGCCCAGGAGGAAGCCGUCCACCUUCUGGCACAGCAUCAGCCGGCUGGCACCCUUCCGCAAGUGA